Molecule: messenger RNA, 1155 nt
Organism: Fomitopsis serialis
Lineage: Eukaryota; Fungi; Basidiomycota; Agaricomycetes; Polyporales; Fomitopsidaceae
Exons: 4
Coding region: 1-1155 (384 amino acids)
Cellular component (GO): cytoplasm
Molecular function (GO): electron-transferring-flavoprotein dehydrogenase activity; flavin adenine dinucleotide binding
Source: RefSeq, a predicted model, not a curated record
AUGCAUUGGAAGGAGAACUGGAACGGCAAGCAGAACGUCAUCGUAGUCGGUGGCGGACAUGCCGGCGCGCUCGUCGCGCGGAACCUCUCAGGCACGCUCGACCCGCGGAAGUAUAAUCUGAUCCUCGUCAACGAACGGCCAUUCGCCGUGCACCUCCUCGCCGGCGCACGCAUGACGAUCAGCGAGGAGGGCGAAUACGAGCACUUCGCCCUCAUGAGCUACGAUAAACUGUUCAUCAAUGGCAACGGCCGGUUGGUCGUCGACAGGGUGACAGCGAUCGACGAGAAGGUGCGGGGAGAGGGUGGAGAGAUCGUCCUGGAGAGCGGGGGAAGGAUUCAGUACGCUGCGCUCAUUCUCGCGUGCGGCUUUCUGUGGUCCGGUCCGCUCGACUUCCCGUACACACGCGAGGACAUGCACGAACACAUCAUCCACUGGCGGAAGCGAUACGAACAGGCAGAUCACGUAGUACUCAUUGGUGGUGGCGCUGUCGGUAUUGAGACUGCUGGAGAACUCAGAGACAUCUACCCUAACAAGAAGAUCACCCUGGUACAAGCAGACGACAUGCUUCUCAACGCUACUUAUCCGGCGAAGUACCGGAAAGAGAUGGAGCGUCGCUGCAAGGCACGCCGAAUCGAGAUGGUCUUUUCCGAACUCACCGACUAUAUUCCUGAAUACGGCACCGUCGGCCUCACCACACGUUCCGGCAUGUCGAUUCCCACCGCCGACCUGAUUGUCCCGACAUUUGGCCCUCGGCCGAACACUGCGUGGAUCGCGUCGCUCGGGCUGGACGCACUGGACGAGCGGCGGCUGGUGAAGGUCAAGCCGACCUUCGAAGUCGUGGGGCAUCCGGGUGUGUUCGCAGUGGGCGACAUCACGGAUUGGAACGAGCAGAAGCAGGGGAUGAAGUACCCAGUACAUGCGGACAUCUGCGCCCCAAACGUCGUGAGCUUCCUCGAAGGACGGCCACAGACGAGGGCAUACAAGGGGAGUACGGAAAUUAUUCUCAUUCCUAUCGGCAGGAGUAAAGGUGCCGCGUACUUCGACAUGCUUUGGGGCGUCACCCUUGGCGACUGGUUCGUGCGGUGGAUCAAGGGCAAGGAUCUGCUCGUUCACGCGACAAGAAAAGACCGAGGCCUCUCACCGACCGACCCAUAG